Pelodiscus sinensis (Chinese soft-shelled turtle) is the source of this 4195-nucleotide messenger RNA. It is a transcript of the gene BMP5, whose product is annotated as bone morphogenetic protein 5. Gene Ontology annotation, molecular function: cytokine activity; growth factor activity. The record is from RefSeq and is a predicted model, not a curated record. Lineage: Eukaryota; Metazoa; Chordata; Testudines; Trionychidae. Gene Ontology annotation, cellular component: extracellular region.
UUAGUCUUUAGAUCUCUGCUGAAGAGAGCUGUUAUAUUUGUGCCUGCAAGAGUUGGAAAUAACAGUUAAGAAGCUGACAGGAGUUGAAUGGAUUUACAGAAGUUUUUUUCAAGUAAAUUCAGGGAAACAUAUGAAUUAGAUUAGUACAUGCUUAAGAAUUAGUUUACAUUAAGGUGAUUCAAAAGAUGUUAAAAUUAUCACCAGGCUGCUGGAAAAAUAUAAAUUAUACUACCGAAAUAGAGAUCAAGACAAAUCUGUGACUCAGGACUUUAUCUUGGAAAGAGGGCAAGGUGUGAGAAGAACUCAGAAUAACAAGUGAAGAUAACUCUGGGAACUACAGUGUAUCAGAAGAUCAUCUCUUACUAACACAACCCUGAACUAAAGACCUGGUUAUCUAAGGUUUUUAUAGGAAUGCCUAGGUCAGCUGACAAAAUACUGGUCUUCUGCUCCAUAAAUGCAGAAAAAGCGAUAACAACAGUGGAAAAUUGGAAGUCUGAAUUUCAGCUUUCCUAGAAAUAACUGCAACCUGACACAUUCCAUAAUAUUUAAACAGAGGGCGGGGGAGAAUCACCAAAGAUGUUAUGUUUAGAGAUGACAUUGACAUGAAGAAUAGGUAAAUUUUGUUUUUCUGCCACUGGGAAAGCAGACCUCAUAGGAGCUCAGAAUAAGCAGAAGUAUUUUUGUUCUUUUUUCUUUUCAAAGAUGAACCUAACGACACUCAGAGCUUUCCUGGGCUUGCUCUGGAAUUGCUGGGUUCUGGUGGGUCAUGCACAGGGGGGCUUAGGAGACAAUCAUGUCCAUUCAAGUUUUAUUUACAGGAGGCUCCGGAACCAUGAGAGAAGAGAGAUCCAGAGAGAGAUUCUCUCUAUCUUGGGUUUACCUCACAGACCCAGACCAUUUUCACCUGGAAAGCAGGCUUCUUCUGCACCCCUCUUCAUGCUGGACCUGUACAAUGCCAUGACAAAUGAAGAGGAUACUGAUGAACUGGAGUAUUCACUGAGGGAAUCAAUGGGAGGAGUGACCAGAGGGGUAAGAAAAGGAUAUUCUACAUCUCCAAAUGCAUACUCCCGGAGAAUACAAUUAUCUCGCAUGACCCCCUUGACCACACAGAGUCCUCCCUUAGCCAGCCUGCGUGAUACCAACUUUCUGAAUGAUGCCGACAUGGUCAUGAGCUUUGUCAAUUUAGUUGAAAGAGACAAAGACUUUUCUCAUCAAAGAAGGCACUACAAAGAGUUUCGAUUUGACUUGACUCAAAUCCCACAUGGAGAAGCAGUGACAGCAGCUGAGUUCCGGAUUUACAAGGACCGAAGCUACAAUCGGUUUGAGAAUGAAACCAUUAAGAUUAGCAUAUAUCAGAUCAUCAAAGAAUACCCAAACAGGGAUGCAGAACUGUUCCUGCUGGACACAAGGAAAACUCAAGCUUUUAAUGUGGGUUGGCUUGUGUUUGAUAUCACUGUGACCAGCAAUCAUUGGGUGAUUAAUCCACAGAACAAUUUAGGCUUGCAACUCUGUGUUGAAACUGGAGAUGGUCGCAGUAUAAAUGUUAAAUCAGCUGGCCUUAUAGGAAGACACGGGCCUCAAUCAAAGCAGCCUUUCAUGGUUGCAUUCUUCAAGGCAAGUGAAGUGCUUUUUCGAUCUGUCCGAGCAGCUAACAAUAAAAGGAAAAAUCAGAACCGCAACAAAUCCAGUAGCCACCAGGAUUCUUCCAGGAUGCCCAGUGUUGCAGAUUAUAACACAAGUGAACAAAAGCAAGCCUGUAAAAAACAUGAACUUUAUGUGAGUUUUCGUGACUUGGGAUGGCAGGAUUGGAUAAUCGCACCAGAAGGCUAUGCUGCAUUCUACUGUGAUGGAGAAUGCUCCUUUCCUCUCAAUGCCCAUAUGAAUGCUACCAACCAUGCCAUAGUUCAAACACUGGUUCAUUUGAUGUUCCCUGAUCAUGUACCUAAGCCAUGCUGUGCACCUACAAAACUGAAUGCAAUCUCAGUGCUCUACUUUGAUGACAGUUCUAAUGUUAUUUUGAAAAAAUACAGAAAUAUGGUGGUACGUUCAUGUGGCUGCCACUAGCAUAAAAAAAGAAAAAUUAAAAAAAAAUUCUAACCCAGUGCUUAUUCAAAAUUGUAAUCAAGUCAAAAUAUGAUUCUUGCUAGUAAAAAAGCAUCCCUAAACUUAUUCCAUUUCUUGUCAUCUCUCAUUUAAUGUACAGAAAUGUAUAUAGUAUCUUUUAUUUAUUUACAGGUAUAUAGUUUCUUUUGUAUGGGUGAAAUUUCAAAACAGUUUAUUUUAUGGGUCAUUUUACUAUGUUGGAAAACCUCCAAAGCUGUUUUCAAUUGAUCACAGAGAGGCCUUUUUCAGUCCAUUUCAACAUUUUAAAGUAUGGCUUUUUGUAUAGUUUUUUUUAAAGUUAGAAAGUCCAGAACUCCUGUGACUGUUUUAUAUUGUUAAAGGAAAUUGGAUACAUUUGGUUAUGUUGCGCAAAUGAAAUAUAUACUUGGAUAUUUAUUUAGAAAAGGUACUAAAAAAAUUGAAGAAAAAACACUUGGCUAAACAUAAUUUUUCUUUUAGAAGUUCCACUUUAUUAGACAAAUUGAAAUGUUGAACAGUGUUUAAGUAAGCAAACAGUACAUAGAAUGUAAAAGCUGAAAGACUGCACAUGAUUGUUUUAGCUAUUUUCUUUAACAGAAUCCAUUUAACUGGAGGAAACAUAUUACAUCUUGGCUUGUGGGAUUUUGCAACAGGCUCAAAUCUUCAGGAAUUCUGUGGAGAUGGGCUUUAGUCUGUGCCUGCAGCUUUCUGAGUUAACACUAAAAAUGUGUAGUACAAUCUUCUUUCCUCAAAUAGCUUAUGUCAGUCUAUUAUCUAUAACACUAUUGGAACAGAUUUUUGUUGUGUUUAAUAACAACAAAACAAACAAACCAAUCUCUACAUUCACCUGAGUCCCCUUUCCAUAUGGGCAAUAAUGAAUAUAUGUGUGCAACGUGUAAAAGAAUAAAAUCUGGACAGAAUUUGUUUUCCUUAACUUUCUUUUCUUGCUGGUCUUGAUAAUUUGUGCACAGUAAGGUAUUUAGGAACAUAGGAGUUACCAUACCUGGUCAGACUUGUGAUUGGACUUGUGCAGUAACCUAUCUCUGACAGUGACCAGCAGCAGUUGUUCUGAUAAUCUCUUCAUACUAUAGGUCUUCUCCUAAUCUCUAAUCUCUUCCAAAACUUGAUUGUAUUUACUAUUAUACUCUGGAUAUUCUUGUUACCAUAUAAAUGUCCAUUACGUUUUGUUGUCUUGCUAAGUUGUUUGCUCAAUUACAUUCUCUGGCAGUAAGUUCUAAGUUCUAUUUGCAAUUUAUAUUUCCAUUUAUUAGUUUUGAAUUUACCAUUUUAAUUUAAUUGAAUAUCCCAAUGUUCAUAUGGGAGAACAGAAUCUCCUAGUUUACCAUCUCAGCAACCAGCCAUUAUUUUAUAUAGUUUUGUUUUGGAAUUGCUUCAGUAGAAAUAUAGCUAGAUUUGAGUGUUAAUGAAAAUGAAUAGAACACACUCAUUUCUCAUGCCUUACAUAAUCUCUUCAUUUAAAUCCUGAUUUCUAUGUUUAUUUAAUGCACAUUCCACAAAGCACAGUCUGUGCAGAUUAAUAUAAUCAGGUGUGUGUGCGUGUGCGUGUGUGCGUGUGUGUGUGCGCGCACGUGCGCGUGUGCGUGUGUGUGUUUUGCAGAAACUAAUUUAUUUUAUCUCACUGUUGGAUUUGCAUCUUAGAUUGUUAAACAUACACUUAAUCUUUUGAAGAGUUUAACACUUUUUUCAGUCAUAGCAUUUUCUCCAAACAUUACAUUGCAAUUACUAUUUUAUACUUUAUAUACCUCCAUAACUAUAUUGAAUUGCAGUUCAUGUACAGUAAGGUAUAUUAAUACAUUUUCUUAAAUGAAUUGCUAUUUGAGGAUCACUUAGAUAACUGACAUUAAACUUCAGGGAGGAUACUUUCAGAAAAGUGAUGGAUUUGUUAAUAAAGCAGGUAGAUGGUUAUGAUGUUUGGAAUUCAAUUUAUUCUAAAUAAAAUUUAAUGGAAACUGAAUUUGGUGUACAUUAAGUAAUAUAUUUUUGAUGUACUAUUUUGAGAAUAAGAAACUGAAAAUUAUAUUCUUUAAAAUGUGCUGUUGGACUAUGUUGCUAUAUUUUAAGAUCUCAUAAAUAAACUCAUAAUACUAAUUUG